AAGAGGUGAGAGAGAGGCAGGCAAUCGAGAAGAGAAAGAAAGAGGAGAGUUGAGGAAAAACCUAGAGAGAGAAAGGGAGGGAGAGAUCAGACAAGAAGUUGGGCGGGCGGCUAAAAGAGAAAAAUAGAAAAGCAAUGACGGACCAAGAGAUAUCCCAAGCUCUCCACUCCCUUCUCCACGACUACUCCACUUCCCAGUCCUCCCAAUCCUCCGCCGGCGGCCCCGCUGCCCCUCUCACCUCCAUGACCGCCGUCGUCAAGCACCUCGAAUCCCGACUAGGCGUCGACCUCUCCCAGAAGGCCGAAUUCAUCCGAUCCCAGCUUCAGCAGUUCCUCUUCCAGCCUUCUCACCCGCCUUUGCCGGCGGCGGCGCCGCUGCAGCACCACCAGCAGCAACCCUUUCCUCAUCCGCCCACUUACAAAGACCGUUAUGCCCCUCACCAAACCCCCAACUUCCUCCUCUCCCCCGGCUUUCCUCCUCACUCCGCCGCCGGUGCCGUCUUCUCUCCUGGCGUCACAGUGACCACUGCGGUCAAGCUGGACUCCCCUGCUGCCCUGGCUGGUUCCGCCCUCGAUUCUCCCAAGGAGAGUAAUAAGGGUAAGAGGAAGGGCGGGGCAGGUGGUUUGAACAAGCUCUGUGGGGUCUCACCUGAACUUCAAGUUAUAGUCGGUCAUCCUUCUCUUCCCAGGACUGAGAUUGUUAAGCAGUUAUGGGCAUACAUAAGAAAGCACAACCUCCAAGACCCGAGCAACAAAAGGAAGAUUAUCUGCGACGAUGCACUGCGUGUGGUGUUUGAGACCGACUGUACUGAUAUGUUCAAGAUGAACAAGUUGCUCUCUAAACAUAUCCUUCGUCUUGAUCCCCCAAAAGAGGCCAGUGCGAAGAAGCAAAAGGUAGGGGAUGAAGAACAGGAGUCUCAAGGUACACAUGCUGCGCCUGUUCCUUCUGCAGGGAUACCGGAUGAAGAAAAGGAGCCUCAAGGCACACAGGCUCCUCCUGGACCUUCUGUGGGGAUAUCUGAAGAACUUGCAAACUUUUUUGGUGUUAGUGAGAGGGUGAUGCUUCAGACAGAACUUUUUUCUCGCCUUUGGGCUUACAUCAAUGGAAACAGUUUGGAGGAUCCUCAUAACUCAAUGGUGAUACAAUGCGACACAAAGCUUCAGGAGCUUUUUGGUUGCGAAAGUCUCCCAGCCUCAAAGAUCCCGGAAGUUCUGUCCCAGCAUCAUAUAUUUAGAACAUGAUUGCUGGGAACUGAAGGCAGGUUAGACUGGUUGCCCAUAUACUGUGUGCUUUUCUCCCUUUUUAGCUAAUUCAUAUAUGAUCUGUAAUGUAACAAAAUGCAGCUUUAUUCUUGAUUUCUGUAGGCUAUCAUCGAUGACGCACCUUAUUACGACUCUGUGAAUGUGGUAGAAUGUCUCUCUGUGACUUUGCUUAUUGCUCCAAACCCAAGUCUACUAAUAAACGCGAAUGUACUGUUGCUCGCGGGAUGCAGUAAUCUGAGGCGGAACCUCUUUAGAUCAGAUAUAAGUUAAAACUGUUGGGGAGUCUACUAACUCCCUGAACAGUGCUAGAUCCUAGCUGGGCAAGAAAUGUAAUUAUUGGUAUCUUGUCCCCUUGUAGUAUAUUGUUGGCUUGGUUUAGGUUUGUGCUGUUGUAUUGCUAUCUUGUAUGUGGUAGGGAGUAUGGGCAAAGGAAUUAACCCUCCACUUCUGUAGAACAGAUCAUUACCAUGUAUAUGUGACUGAGCUUCUGCUGUGUAUCUAUUGCUUAAGUUCAUAGUUCAGCGCCUUGGACUGAGAUUGCUAAUCUAGAGUGUAACUGGACUGUAAUGUUGUUAUCCUUGAGUUUUCGGAGAUCGUUCUUUUCAAUUUUCAGUUUGUCCAGCCCUAAAUGGAUUUCAUGGUUGGAGUUUUAAGAGAAGUUCGGUUCAAACAUAUGAACAAAACAAGAAGUUAGGC
This is a messenger RNA of Linum trigynum, 1958 nucleotides long. NCBI's taxonomy places the organism in Eukaryota, Viridiplantae, Streptophyta, Magnoliopsida, Malpighiales, Linaceae. The record is from the annotation of a GenBank genome assembly.